Messenger RNA from Daphnia magna, 2802 nucleotides. RefSeq names its product solute carrier family 40 member 1. Gene Ontology annotation, molecular function: iron ion transmembrane transporter activity. The record is from RefSeq and is a predicted model, not a curated record. Gene Ontology annotation, biological process: iron ion transmembrane transport. Bases 868 to 2487 code for a protein of 539 amino acids. Gene Ontology annotation, cellular component: membrane. Lineage: Eukaryota; Metazoa; Arthropoda; Branchiopoda; Diplostraca; Daphniidae. The transcript is spliced from 11 exons.
UGAUUGGCGGUCUGCUCGGGUUCGUUUCAGUUGCACUCGAUAACAUCAGGAGGUCUAUCGUCGAUAUAGGAAAUCCAACACGUUUGAUAAAUUGACUAUAGGCCUUGGAGGUAAGUAGCAAUUUAAGACAUCUACAAUAAGGGAUUUGGAGUGUAUAGUUUACACUAAGAAAUAUUACCAUAUUGAACGGAACACCUGUGGUUUUCACGUGGUUGCUCAGCCAUUGAAACCUUUUGGAUUUUUUUGGAUUUUGGAGGUAUUGCCUCCAAAAUUUAUCAGUUCAUUCCGAUUGUUCGAUUGUGAUUGAAGAAGCCGCUAUUGCCAUAAAUCAUUAUCUCGGUAAAAAUGAAACAUGAAACAGCACAAUGUGUUGUACUUGAAUAGGUCAAGGUUUUCUUCUUUGAACAAACCAUUCGACGCCAAUAGAACUUUUUUUUUCAGACAUAGCGCCCAUUUGAGUAAUCUUAUUGUUUUUCAAACAGGAUUGUAUAGAAAGAUUUUGCCUGUAUUAGGGAUAUUACAAGACUGUCAGGAGUUGGCAUGAUGCGUACGUAACAUGAACAUUUAUUGAACAAUAUCACUGAUGUGUUAAGUAGUACAGCGGUUCAAAUUUCUAGUACCGUUCUUGAUUCUCUUGCAUUUUUGGUUGUCAUAGUAACAUAAAGUUAGUCGGUGCAUUGUAGAUACGGUAGCUAACAACUUAAAGGUUGUUCUUAAGGAUAACCGGCAUUAGCCAACGUACCAGUCGUAUACCUCAAGUGCUCUGAACAACAAGGAGCUAUUCUUGUUAGUGAAAUUACCUUGCUUUGUUGCUUGAGAUCUUUGAAAGCUAUAGGGCAUCUUCAGACUUGAUCAGGGUAGAAAUAAAUGGCCUCUUGUUUCCGAGACCUGCCUUGGAAACUCUACGCUAGCCGAGUGAUUUCAGCAUGGGGCGAUCGCAUGUGGAUGUUUGCUGUCGGCUUGUUUAUGGUGGAAUUGUCACCGGGAUCGCUUAAAUGGCCUGCCAUCUACGGAUUAACACAGUCGCUUACCGUCGUUUUUGCGGGUUCGACAAUUGGGCGUUGGGUAGAUCGCAGUCCCCGAUGGAAAGCCGCCCAGAUAUCACUCGCAGUGCAAAAUCUUCUUGUGGUUGCCUGUUCCGUCUGUGUUGGGCUGACAUUCUAUUUCAGAGAAAUACUAGUAACGGAAGUUAGUGGAUGGGGUCUAACGGCUGCUUGCAGCCUUAUUGUAAUUUUGGGUACCCUGGCAAAUUUGGCUUCAGUUGCAUCGUCCAUUGUCGUCUACAAAGAUUGGGUUGUUAUCAUUGCUGGGGGUGAUAGUCAAACGCUGGCGAGUAUAAACUCUACGUGCCGUUCCAUUGAUUUAACCACCAACAUGAUUGCACCUAUCGCUGUUGGACAAGUCAUGUAUUUUGUUUCGCAUAUCGUGGCAGCUACUACCAUUGCUUCAUGGAAUGUGUUGUCCUUUUUCAUCGAGUGCUUUUUGCUAUGGAGAAUCUACCUAGAAUUUCCGAGUUUGGCCGUUAAAGACCAAACUGUCAUUAGUGAAAAGCAACCGUUACAAGGAUCUAAUGACAAAGAAUCAGAUCAGCCAACAGCUGACGUUUACAUCAAUAAGGGUUCCGACAGAGGCUUUUUCGCCAAGCGCUUUGGUAGAUUCGUGGCAAGUUGGCGAAUUUACUUUAGCCACGAAGUGCGCAAUGCCGGGAUUGGUCUCGCGUGCCUCUACAUGACAGUACUGGGUUUCGAUUCCAUCACAAUGGGCUAUUCUUAUUCGCAAGGCGUGCCAGAGAGCAUACUCGGCAUUCUGCGGGCUGUGGGGGCUGCAAUAGGUCUCCUGGGCAGUGUGGCUUUCCCUUCUUUCGUGCGCUGCCUGGGUGUUGAACGAACUGGAUUGUACGGUUUCGCUUUGGAAAUAGCCUCUCUCACCUUGUGCGUUGCUUCCGUUUGGGCACCUGGUACGCCUUUCGAUCCAUCUGCAGUAUCGAUAUCCACCAUCGUAGAUCCCUUUACCUUUCAAAACACAAGCAGCAACUCAACAGGAUCUUAUCAAGAAGGUCCCGAGUCGUACACUUCUGUGAUCCUUUUGUUGUCUGGCAUCAUUUUAGCUCGAUUUGGGCUGUGGGUGGCUGACUUGAGCGUCAAUCAAGUUUUGCAGCAGGUGGACGACCAGAUUCGAGGCACAAUCAAUGGAGUACAGAGCUCAAUGAAUAUGAUCUUCGACACUGCAAAGUUUCUACUAGUAAUUGCCUGUCCUUGGCCACAAACUUUCGGGAUUCUUAUCUGCAUCUCAUUUACUGCUAUAUGUGCAGGGUGGCUUUUUUUUGCUUCAUAUUCCUUGAAGAAGCGCGGACAUUUACUACCAUUCCACAAAGUUAUCAAUACCAUUCCACCAGAACAAAUCCAUCAAAUCAAAAUGGAGGCAAAAGAUGAAAAGAACGAUGAAGAUGCUGUCCGUCGAAAUAGUUUGUCGCCCUCCCAAACAUGAAAAAAGUACUGCACGAACCUAGAAAUUUCGACAUGCUUGAACGCGUUCUUAGAACUUCACCAUCUGCCGUUUCUAGAACGUUAGUUUUUUUUUAAUACAAUGAAAUAGAAAAAAGGGAAGAGAAGAUUAUACCAUAGGCGAAUGACUCGACACAAUUUAUAGGUCUCAGGGUAUGCACGAAGGGAAUUGAAAAAUACAGUUUAUGAUACAACAGCUAUGCCUUACCUUCGAUGCAAAUCGAUCGGUCUUACCUGCUAAAUCCGAAUUACAGUACCAGGAAACAAGAUUUCCAUCAUCGUUUAAUGUUCAGACGUG